GGUCUGGCUCUGCCCCUUUUCUUCUUCUGCUGGGAGAUUGGGGUCUCUGGGAGCUCUGCAGAUUUGAAGAUUGUACCAGGAGAGCAGCAGUGUUCCAGGGCUACCGAGGGACUGGGUCGGGCUUUGCUGUAUUUGAGAAGACCCCCCUGGACCCGAGAGGCUGUGGGCUUGGGGAGCAUGAGGAGGUUUCACAGCAGAAAGGACACUCCGGGGCUACCGGACAAGCCGGAAAAUGUGCCAGGGGAAGUCAGGCUCCAAGGGCACCACUCUGGGCUUCCAGCUGUGUGGACUGGACCAAGAAGGCUCAGAGAAAUGAUCUCAGGCCUGGAAGUGGGGAGAAGAAACUGUAUUAUGAAGGCAGAUGAACAGUUCCUGCAAAAGUGAGAUUUGUGUGUGCAGCUGGGCUGCACCGGACCAGGGAUGAGAGUGGGUGCCCGGGACUCGCCUACACUGCCUGGGGGUGCAGCCCGCACUCCUCACUACAGUCAAAUCGACUGUGCGUGCCUUCCAGUGGCUCAGGAGAGGACUCCAGGGGGAGGGAUGCUUACCUUGUGGGCUUUGGAAUAUAAGCCCUUUCACCUUCUCCGCUGGUCCUCACCACCUUGGCAAGGCAGGUAUUGUAACCCUGUUUUCUCAGGUAAGGACAUGGAGGCUGGGAGGAGUCUAGAGACUGGCCUGGCUAGUAGGAGGCUGAGUCAGGAUUUGAACCAGCAGAUCAUCUGGCCCCAGAGCCGGUAGUGGGUGGCACAGCAGGAGCUGCAACCGAGGCUCUUGACUCCUGCCUCGUCAUUCCCUGAGGUCCACAGGACAACCAGCCGGGGACCUGGGACCCCAUCUUGAUGCCCUGGGGAGAGGUGCUAGGCCUCUUUUGGGUCUAUGGGCUAUUUUUGGGCCAGUGGAGCCCAGUAAAGACCAUCUCAAACCGUGUGCCAGGGGAGGUCAGACUCCAAGAGCGCCACCUUCGGGCUUCCAGCUGUGUGGGCUGGACCAAGAAGGCUCAGAGAAUUAGGAGGUUCAUAUCUGAUCCUUUUCCUUCCAAGACUGGGAUUACCAGAUAAAACACAGGGCAUCCAGUUACAUUUGAAUUUCAGGUAACAAUUUUUUUUAAGUGUAAGUGUGUAGCCAAUAUUGCAUGAGAAAUACUCAUGCUAAAAAGUUAUUCGUCAUUUAUCUGAAAUGCAAGUUCAAAUUUAACCAAGUACCCUGUAUUUUUAUUUGCUAAAUCUAGAAACCCUCUCCAAGAGGCUCCUUGCCCUACUCACAGGGAGAGCCCGAUCUCCCUCUAGACAGGGGAGGCCCCCUUUUUCAGGCCGGAAAAGAUCUUGUAGUAAACUACUCAAGAGGCUGAGGCAGGAGGAUCGCCUGAGCCCAGGAAUUCAAGACCUGCCUGGGAAACAGAGCAAGACCCUGUCUCUGGGGAAAAUAUCAUACCAUAGCCUCCCUCAGGGACUCCCGUUCCUCCCACCUCAGGGCCAGUCAAGGGAACAGGCCUCUGCUCUAGGCAGAAGUGCCAGCAGCCGCUCUCUGAAAAGCUAGAUUUUGCCUGAGCUGGCUCCCUGUGUCCUGUGGAAAAUGCCUGGCCACGGUUUCUAUGGUUCCCAGGCUCCAACCCUGCAGUCCUCAGCCCUCAUCAGCAGGGGCCUCGGCAGGGUGGGGAGUGCCCUCUUUCCCUUGCCGGAGCCCCAAAGACUCUGCCAGCUCCCUCGGUUUGGCAGCAGCACUGCCCACCCUGUCUCAGGAGGUUCCUCCCCCUCAAUCCACCCAGCUACCAUGAAAGGCAAAUCAUAGGCCUUUCUCAUCUUUUAAGUGUUUUUACUUCCAUGGGGAAUCAUGUGUUGGAUGAGAAAAUUAUCCAGGGAAGGAGACACAGGUUCAGAAAGCUCUGCGAGUCCUGGAUGCUGGUCUGCCUUCUUGGCUCACCCUGGAAGGUGGACGCUGGCCCCACACAUCCCCUCUUAAAGAUGCAGGCCGACAGCCAGCAGAUCCCGGGGCUUGCUGGCCCCAAGUGAGUUGUCAGGGCUUCAGAGGACGCCAGUCACGGCAACCCCAGCUCCGUGGCUGCCACACCGGCCUGGGCUUCCCAGGACUGCCUCCUUCUUGUUCCCUUAUGUAGAUGAAAAAUGAGGUAAUGGCACUCCCCCUCCCCACCCUCCUCCCAGAAGUGCCCAGGGUGUAAACGCAAUAGCUUGUGUGAAGUCCACUGGAACCCAGGCUCACCAAGUCAGUCUUAACCAACACAGGCCCCAGCACCCGCAGAGCAGACACUGCGAUGACAACAGACGACACAGAAAUGCCUGCUAUGACUCCAGCACCAGGCCACGCCGCUCUGGAAACUCAAACGCCGAGCGCUGAGACCUCUUCUAAGGCCUCAACCCCAGCCAGCCCCAUUCCAGAAGCGGAGACCAGAGGAGCCAAGAGAAUUUCCCCUGCAAGAGAGACCAGGACUUUCACAAAAGCACCUCCCGACUUCAGGGUGCUGAUCGCCACGUCUGUGGAGACAUCAGCCACCAGUGGCAGCCCCAAGGGAGCUGGAAUGACCACAGUUCAGACUGUCACAGGCAGUGAUCCAGAGGAAGCCAUCUUUGACACCCUUUGCACCGAUGACAGCUCUGAAGAGGCAAAGACACUCACAAUGGACAUAUUGACAUUGGCUCACACCUCCACAGAAGCUAAGGUGCUGUCCUCAGAGAGCAGCACCUCUUCCGACGGCCCCCAUCCAGUCAUCACCCCCUCACUGGCCUCAGAGAGCAGCACCUCUUCUGACAGCCCCCAUCCAGUCAUCACCCCGUCACGGGCCUCAGAGAGCAGCGCCUCUUCCGAUGGCCCCCAACCAGUCAUCACCCCGUCACGGGCCUCAGAGAGCAGCACCUCUUCUGACAGCCCCCAUCCAGUCAUCACCCCGUCAUGGGCCUCAGAGAGCAGCGCCUCUUCCGAUAGCCCCCAUCCAGUCAUCACCCCGUCAUGGUCCCCGGGAUCUGACAUCACUCUCCUCACUGAAGCCCUGGUGACCGUCACCCACAUCGAGGUUAUCAAUUGCAGCAUCACAGAAAUAGAAACACUGACUUCCAGCAUCCCUGGGGCCUCAGACAGAGAUCACAUCCCCACGGAAGGGGUGAAGGCCUCGUCCAUCUCCGAUCCACCAGCUCUGCCUGACUCCACUGACGCAAAACCACACAUCACUGAGGCCACAGCCUCUGCCGAGACCCUGUCCACAGCCGGCACCACAGAGUCAGCUGCACCUGAUGCCACGGUUGGGACCCCACUCCCCACCAACAGCACCACAGAAAGUGAAGUGACAGCACCCAGGGCCACGACCCUCAGUGGAGCUCUGGCCACAGUUAGUGGGAAUCCCCUGGAAGGAACCUCAGCCCUCUCUGUUGAGACACCAAGUUACGUCAAAGUCUCAGGAGCAGCUCCGGUCUCCAUAGAGGCUGGGUCAGCAGUGGGCAAAACUACUUCCUUUGCUGGGAGCUCUGCUUCCUCCUACAGCCCCUCGGAAGCCACCCUCAAGAAUUUCACCCCUUCAGAGACACCGACCACGGACAUCACAACCCAGGGGCCCUUCCCCACCAGCAGGGACCCUCUUCCUUCUGUCCCUCCGACUACAACCAACAGCAGCCGAGGGACGAACAGCACCUUAGCCAAGACCACAACCUCAGCAAAGACCCCCAUGAAGCCCCCAACAGCCACGCCCACCACUGCUCGGACGAGGCCGACCACAGACGUGAGUGCAGGUGAAAAAGGAGGUUUCCUCCUCCUGAGGCUGAGUGUGGCUUCCCUGGAAGACCUCACUGACCCCAGAGUGGCAGAAAGACUGAUGCAGCAGCUCCACCAGGAACUCCACGCCCAAGCGCCUCACUUCCAGGUCUCCUUACUGCACGUCAGGAGAGGCUAACAGACAUCAGCUGCAGCCAGGCAUGUCCUGUACGCCAAAAGAGAGUGCUGCCCCUGGCCUGGGCACCCACCGACAGACUGCAGCUGCGUUACUGUGCUGAGAGGUACCCAGAAGGUUCCCAUGAAGGGCAGCAGGUCCAAGCCCCUGACCCCAGAUGUGGAAACAGGACCCUUGCUCACGUCCACCGGAGCGUAUGUGUGGGGAGGGGCUUCACCUGUUCCCAGAGGUGUCCUUGGACUCACCUUGGCACAUGUUCUGUGUUUCAGUAAAGAGAGACCUGGUCACCCA
Messenger RNA from Pongo pygmaeus (Bornean orangutan), 4183 nucleotides. Its product is annotated as mucin-20-like. The record is from RefSeq and is a predicted model, not a curated record. NCBI's taxonomy places the organism in Eukaryota, Metazoa, Chordata, Mammalia, Primates, Hominidae. Gene Ontology annotation, biological process: hepatocyte growth factor receptor signaling pathway. The coding region runs from base 2270 to 3895 and encodes 541 amino acids. The transcript has 4 exons.